UGCUGCAUAUGUAAUCACUUUCGUUCAUUCCGUCGCUCGUCGCUUUCGGACUUCAGCCUUCCUGCAAUCCUAAGCUUCUGCAAACCCUCCAUAUCACUUCGCCGGGUUCCUCGUUACUUCUAUCAAAAUGGUUCUUCAUCUAGAGAAACCUGCCCCUAUCUUCAAAGGCACUGCUGUUGUCAGUGGGCAGUUCAAAGAAAUUUCUCUCGAUCAGUUCAAAGAAAAAUAUGUUGUGCUCUUUUUCUACCCUUUGGAUUUCACUUUUGUUUGUCCAACUGAAAUAAUCGCCUUCUCCGACCGUAUUGAUGAAUUUCGUAAAAUCGGAUGUGAAGUUGUUGCAGCCUCAACUGACAGUCAUUUCAGUCAUCUGGCCUGGGUAAACACUCCGCGGAAGCAAGGAGGAUUGGGAGAAAUGAGUAUUCCACUUUUGGCUGACAAGUCUGGGAAAAUUGCACGUGAAUAUGGCGUCCUUAACGAAGAAACUGGAAUCCCUUACCGAGGAUUAUUCAUCAUUGACGGGAAAGGAAACUUACGUCAAAUUACCAUCAAUGAUUUGCCCGUUGGUCGCUCAGUUGAUGAAACCCUCCGUCUUGUCCAGGCUUUCCAGUAUACAGACAUUCAUGGAGAAGUUUGCCCUGCUGGAUGGAAACCUGGCUCAAAGACCAUGAAACCAGACCCAAAAGGAUCUCAAGAAUACUUCAAAAGUGUUUCUUAAAUAACACCUUUAUUACAAUCUUUGGGUUGGCCAACCGUUAUUGUUGUUAAUUGAUAUCCUAUACUUGCACUUUUCCUGGUGGAAUCUUCUGAUCCUCACUAUUUCCAUUUUUUUAUACUUAAGGAAGAUUGUGGCCCUCUGAGUUUAAUCUACAAUAUUUUCCCGUUUUAUUUUCUUACUCUGUCAUUUUCUAUUGAAAUCAACUCUAACAAUAAAAUAAUUAUUUUCUCCUUCUGAA
This is a messenger RNA of Bemisia tabaci, 953 nucleotides long. Its product is annotated as peroxiredoxin 2. NCBI's taxonomy places the organism in Eukaryota, Metazoa, Arthropoda, Insecta, Hemiptera, Aleyrodidae. The record is from RefSeq and is a predicted model, not a curated record. Gene Ontology annotation, biological process: cell redox homeostasis; hydrogen peroxide catabolic process; response to oxidative stress. Gene Ontology annotation, molecular function: thioredoxin peroxidase activity. Gene Ontology annotation, cellular component: cytosol.